GAGCGUGCGUCAGCUGGGAUAAAAGUCGUCUUCUGAUUGGACAGAAGCCGACGUGGGCUUUCCUGAGCUCGCGCCCUGUUUGUCCUUCUCCGCGUCUCCAUCUCUCUCUGACUACGACACCAGCUUCCUGCCUGUGUUUCUCGCUUCUGUAACAAUUUGUCAACAUGACCCACGCACAUCCCUUCCUGAGCGCUGAGCAGAAGAAGGAGCUCAGUGAUAUUGCUCAGAGGAUCGUGGCUCCUGGGAAAGGCAUCCUAGCAGCUGAUGAGUCCACAGGCAGCGUUGCCAAGCGCUUCCAGAGCAUUAAUGCGGAGAACACGGAGGAGAACAGGAGGCUGUACCGCCAGCUGCUCUUCACGGCGCCCGAGAAGGUCAACCCCUGCAUCGGAGGGAUCAUCUUCUUUCACGAGACACUCUACCAGAAGACGGAUGAGGGAAAGCCCUUCCCCCAGCUGGUCAAGGAGAAGGGCAUAGUGGUGGGCAUCAAAGUGGACAAGGGCGUGGUUCCUCUGGCCGGCACCGAUGGGGAGACCACCACCCAAGGUCUGGACGGGCUGUACGAGCGCUGCGCUCAGUACAAGAAGGAUGGAGCCGACUUCGCUAAGUGGCGGUGUGUGCUCAAGAUCACCGCCAACACGCCUUCCCAGCUGGCCAUCAUGGAGAACGCCAACGUGCUGGCCCGCUACGCCAGCAUCUGCCAGAUGCACGGCAUCGUUCCCAUCGUGGAGCCCGAGAUUCUCCCAGACGGAGACCAUGACCUGCAGCGCUGCCAGUAUGUGACCGAGAAGGUGCUGGCGGCUGUGUACAAAGCCUUGUCUGACCACCACGUGUAUCUGGAGGGCACCCUGCUCAAACCCAACAUGGUGACGGCCGGACACUCCUGCCCCAAAAAGUACAGCCCUCAGGAGGUUGCCGUGGCAACCGUUACCGCAUUGCGCAACACGGUGCCGCCAGCCGUGCCAGGUGUGACCUUCCUGUCCGGUGGUCAGAGUGAGGAGGAGGCCACCGUCAACCUGAACGCCAUGAACCAGUGUGCUCUGCCGCGCCCCUGGGCUCUCACCUUCUCCUAUGGCCGGGCCCUGCAGGCCUCGGCGCUGAAGGCGUGGGGAGGCAAGAAGGAAAAUGGCAAGAAAUGCCAGGAGGAGUACGUGAGGAGAGCCCUGAACAACAGCCAGGCAGCUCAGGGGAAGUACGUGUCCUCUGGAGGGAAGGGAGCAGCCGACCAGGAGUCUCUGUUUGUAGCCGACCACGCUUACUGAGGCCAGCCGAGCUGCUUCAGUCUGAAGAGGCCAAAACCUGCUGACAGACCUCAACUCUUAAUGCGAUAUUAAUUAAUGAGGGAAAACAACCUUCUUUGUAACAGAACCUUCAAGCCCGGUCCAAUUACUUACAGCCCGUUCCGACCCCGUACAGACAGACGUGUGGUCAUGAUAUGCCUUCAUUUCUCAAACCGCUACAGAGGACGCACAUGUACUGUUCAGUGAGACUUGUCAAAAUAAAAGCUUCUAUGUGAAACCACA
Messenger RNA from Betta splendens (Siamese fighting fish), 1520 nucleotides. RefSeq names its product fructose-bisphosphate aldolase A-like. The transcript is spliced from 8 exons. Bases 165 to 1259 code for a protein of 364 amino acids. The record is from RefSeq and is a predicted model, not a curated record. Gene Ontology annotation, biological process: glycolytic process; fructose 1,6-bisphosphate metabolic process. Gene Ontology annotation, cellular component: cytosol. Gene Ontology annotation, molecular function: fructose-bisphosphate aldolase activity. Lineage: Eukaryota; Metazoa; Chordata; Actinopteri; Anabantiformes; Osphronemidae.